Messenger RNA from Alosa alosa (allis shad), 10811 nucleotides. RefSeq names its product sodium channel, voltage gated, type VIII, alpha subunit a (gene scn8aa). The record is from RefSeq and is a predicted model, not a curated record. Gene Ontology annotation, biological process: neuronal action potential; sodium ion transmembrane transport; membrane depolarization during action potential. NCBI's taxonomy places the organism in Eukaryota, Metazoa, Chordata, Actinopteri, Clupeiformes, Clupeidae. Bases 557 to 6430 code for a protein of 1957 amino acids. Gene Ontology annotation, molecular function: voltage-gated sodium channel activity. Gene Ontology annotation, cellular component: voltage-gated sodium channel complex; axon; plasma membrane. The transcript is spliced from 27 exons.
CGCCUUUUCAGGUAGAGGCAUUAGUCGACAUUCAAACAAUACAGCUGUAUCAGCUGAGCUGUUUAAAGGUUGUGUUGUUAGUCACUUUUUUGAGAGUGGACUUCUCGAAUGAAAGCUUUCUGCUUAGAAACACCCACUGCAGUAUUUGCUGUGUCUCGCUGUGGCCCUCACCCGUUUUGGGAGGACGUGUGAGGCAGCGGUCCUCUAUUUACUUGGUUCUCCAAAUUAUUUCGUGACCUCAACCAUUUCUUGGCAGUGAUCCAAACCGACUGUUUUUUUUUGUUUUUUUUUUAACUACGCGUCUCCUGCACUGGUUGCAUCAAAACACUGAAGCAAACGCAGUUGAGCCUGACUACUUUAUUUCUAUUCCAAAAACGGUGUAGGACGAAGAUGCAUUAGUAAUGAAGCAAGGAACACCUUAGCUCAGUUUUUCUCAGCAAGAGAUCCAUACAUCAGGCUAUCCUUAAUUUUUUAAAAAUGGAUUAACCGGGAUGUUGCAGAACUGGAUGCCCUGGAUGGUACCUAAUUAAAGCAGAAGUCGCUGCAGGAUGAAAACAUGGCUGCACCCCUUCUUGCACCGCCAGGACCUGAUAGCUUCAAAUUUUUUACCCGAGAAUCCCUGGCUAACCUUGAGAAGCGCAUUGCUGAGGAAAAAGCCAAGCCGCCACCCAAGCCUGACAGCAGUUACCGUGACGAUGACGACGAAAAUAAGCCCAAGCCUAGCAGUGACCUGGAGGCCGGCAAAAACCUGCCCUUCAUCUAUGGAGACAUCCCUUCUUCAAUGGUGGCGACACCAUUGGAGGACUUGGACCAUUUCUACAUAAACAAGAAAACGUUUAUAGUGAUAAAUAAAGGGAAAACAAUCUACCGCUUUAGUGCCACAUCUUCCCUGUACAUGAUCAGCCCUUUUAAUGUUUUUAGGCAAAUAGCUAUUAAAAUUUUGAUACAUUCAUUGUUCAGCAUGAUCAUUAUGUGUACUAUUUUGACCAACUGUGUAUUCAUGACUUUUAGUAACCCUCCAGAAUGGUCCAAACAAGUAGAGUACACAUUCACGGGAAUUUAUACGUUCGAAUCUCUUGUAAAAAUCAUUGCCCGAGGGUUCUGUAUAGACGACUUCACAUUCCUCCGAGACCCAUGGAACUGGCUGGAUUUCAUGGUCAUUUCUAUGGCAUAUGUAACAGAGUUUGUGGACCUGGGAAAUGUGUCUGCGCUGAGAACCUUCAGAGUUCUCCGAGCAUUGAAAACUGUUGCUGUCAUUCCAGGUCUGAAGACCAUUGUGGGUGCUCUGAUCCAAUCGGUGAAGAAGCUGUCGGACGUGAUGAUCCUGACGGUGUUCUGCCUGAGUGUCUUUGCCCUGAUCGGCCUGCAGCUCUUCAUGGGCAACCUGCGGCAGAAGUGCGUCAUCUGGCCUCUCAACGGCACCACCACCUACCUGUCCAACGGCAGCGUGGGCUUCAACUGGGACGAAUACAUCAUGAACGACACCAAUUUCUACUUCGUGCCAGGGCAACUAGAUGCCCUUAUCUGCGGCAACAGCUCAGACUCUGGUCGCUGUCCUGAGGGCUACACAUGCAUGAAAGCUGGGCGCAAUCCAAACUACGGCUACACCAGCUUCGACAGCUUCGGCUGGGCCUUCCUGGCCCUCUUCCGCCUCAUGACGCAGGACUUCUGGGAGAACUUGUAUCAGUUGACACUGAGGGCUGCAGGGAAGACGUACAUGAUCUUCUUUGUGCUGGUGAUCUUCGUGGGCUCCUUCUACCUGGUGAACUUGAUCCUGGCUGUGGUGGCCAUGGCCUACGAGGAGCAGAACCAGGCCACCAUGGAGGAGGCGGCCAAGAAGGAGGAGGAGUUCACGGCCAUGUUGGAACAGCUCAGGAAAAACCAGGAGGAAGCACAGGCAAAUGCCAUGGCGACGUCGGCGGGCACGGUGUCGGAAGACGCGGUGGAGGACGAGGGCGAGGGCAACCUGUCGUGCAGCUCCUCCGAGAUGUCCAAGCUGAGCUCCAAGAGUGCCAAGGAGCGCCGCAACCGCAAGAAAAAGUCGCGUCAGAAAGAGCUGGGCGAGGAGAAGGGCGACUACGAGAAGUUUGUCAAGUCCGAGUCGGACGAUGGCAUCAAGAAGAGUCGUUUCCGCUUCCCUGACAACCGGCUGGGCCGCCGGACCUCCAUCAUGAACCAGUCUCUGCUCAGCAUCCCCGGCUCCCCGUUCCUGUCGCGCCACAACAGCAAGAGCAGCAUCUUCAGCUUCAAGCGCGGCAAGGACGGCGGCUCGGAGAACGAGUUCGCCGACGACGAGCACAGCACGGUGGAGGAGUGCGAGGAGCGCCGCAACUCGCUCUUCAGCCCGUACCGCCGCAGCAGCUACAGCGGCUACAACUACGGCAAGCGCAACAGCACGGUGGACUGCAACGGCGUGGUCUCCCUGAUCGGCCCCGGGCCCGGCGGACGCCUUCUGCCUGAGGUGAUAAUAGAUAAGGCAGCUACUGACGACAGUCAGCAAACUACUGAGGUGGAGAUUAAGAAGAAACUCUCUGGCUCUCUCAUGGUUUCUGUGGACCAACUCAACACCUCAUUUGGGCGCAAAGAACGAGCAAACAGUGUCAUGAGCGUGGCGACCAACACACUAGUGGAGGAACUGGAGGAGUCCCAGCGGAAGUGUCCUCCAUGCUGGUACAAGUUCUCCAACACCUUCCUGAUCUGGGAAUGCUGUCCGAUAUGGAUCGAAAUCAAGAGGAUCACGCUAAUGAUUGUGAUGGAUCCAUUCGUGGACCUGGCCAUCACUAUCUGCAUCGUGCUCAACACCCUCUUUAUGGCCAUGGAGCACUACCCCAUGACGCCACAUUUUGAACAUGUGCUGAGUGUGGGCAAUCUGGUGUUUACAGGGAUUUUCACUGCCGAAAUGUUUGCCAAACUGGUUGCUAUGGACCCAUACUACUACUUCCAAGAGGGCUGGAACAUCUUUGACGGCUUCAUUGUGAGCUUGAGCUUAAUGGAGCUGGGUCUGGCCAACGUUGAAGGGCUGUCUGUCUUGCGAUCAUUCCGUUUGCUGAGAGUGUUCAAACUGGCCAAGUCGUGGCCCACUCUCAACAUGCUGAUCAAGAUUAUCGGGAACUCUGUGGGUGCCCUGGGGAACCUGACCCUGGUGCUGGCCAUCAUCGUCUUCAUCUUCGCCGUGGUGGGCAUGCAGCUGUUCGGCAAGAACUACAAGGACUGCGUGUGCAAGAUCGCCCAGGACUGCGAGCUGCCCCGCUGGCACAUGAACGACUUCUUCCACUCCUUCCUCAUCGUGUUCCGUGUGCUCUGCGGCGAGUGGAUCGAGACCAUGUGGGACUGCAUGGAGGUGGCCGGCCAGUCCAUGUGCCUCAUCGUCUUCAUGAUGGUCAUGGUCAUCGGCAAUCUGGUGGUGUUGAACCUCUUCCUUGCCUUGCUGCUGAGCUCGUUCAGUGCGGACAACCUGGCGGCGACCGAUGACGACGGCGAGAUGAACAACCUCCAGCUGGCCGUCAUCCGCAUGAAGCUGGGCAUCGCCUGGGCCAAGGCCAAGGCGCGGCAUGUGGUGGCUGUCGCCCUAAAACGCAAGGUGACUGACGAGGACGACAUGUACGACAAGAAGCUCAACUGCAUCGCCAACCACACGGGCGUAGACAUCAACCGCGAUCUGGACUACCAAAACGGCACCACCAGCGGCAUCGGCAGCAGCGUGGGCAAGUACAUGAUCGACGAGGACCACAUGUCCUUCAUCAACAACCCCAACCUGACCGUGUGCGUGCCCAUUGCUGUGGGAGAGUCGGACUUCGAGAACCUCAACACCGAGGACUUCAGCAGCGAGUCAGAGGCCGAGGGCAGCAAAGAUCUAGAGGACACCAGCUCGUCAGAGGGCAGCACCAUCGACAUUAAGCCAGAUGUAGAGGACGUGGUGGUGGCAGAGGUCGUGGAGGAGUACGUGGAGCCGGAUGCCUGCUGGACAGAAGGUUGCAUCGCCCGUUACAAGUGCUGUGAUGUGCCCAUCACUGAAGGCUGGGGCAAGUACUGGUGGUUCCUGAGGAAGACCUGCUAUCUCAUUGUGGAGCACAACUGGUUUGAGACCCUCAUCAUCUUCAUGAUCUUGCUUAGCAGUGGAGCACUGGCCUUUGAGGAUGUGUACAUUGAGCAGAGGAAGACCAUCCGUGUCGUCCUAGAGUACGCCGACAGAGUGUUCACCUACAUCUUCAUCCUGGAGAUGCUGCUCAAGUGGGUGGCCUAUGGGUUUGUCAAGUAUUUCACCAACGCUUGGUGCUGGCUGGACUUCUUCAUCGUAGAUGUGUCUAUAGUCAGCCUUAUAGCUAAUGCCCUGGGGUACUCCGAUCUAGGGCCCAUUAAAUCACUCAGGACACUAAGGGCCCUCAGGCCCCUCAGAGCCUUGUCACGUUUUGAAGGGAUGAGGGUGGUAGUCAACGCCUUGGUGGGUGCCAUUCCCUCCAUCAUGAAUGUGUUGCUGGUGUGCCUCAUCUUUUGGCUGAUUUUCAGUAUCAUGGGCGUCAACCUGUUUGCGGGCAAGUACUACUACUGUUUCAACCAGACGUCCGAGCAGCUCUUUGAGCUGGACGUGGUCAACAACAAAACAGAGUGCUUUGCCUUCAUCAACGCCAACUACUCGGAGGUGCGCUGGAAGAACGUGAAGAUCAACUUUGACAACGUGGGCGCCGGCUACUUGGCCCUGCUCCAAGUGGCUACAUUCAAGGGCUGGAUGGAUAUCAUGUAUGCUGCUGUGGACUCAAGAAGGGUGGAAGAUCAGCCACUAUAUGAGGACAACAUCUACAUGUACAUCUACUUUGUUAUCUUCAUCAUCUUCGGUUCCUUCUUCACCCUCAACCUCUUCAUUGGUGUCAUCAUCGACAACUUCAAUCAACAGAAGAAAAAGUUUGGGGGUCAGGAUAUCUUCAUGACAGAAGAGCAGAAAAAAUACUACAACGCCAUGAAAAAGUUGGGCUCAAAGAAACCCCAGAAGCCUAUUCCCAGACCACAGAAUAAGAUUCAAGGGAUGGUGUUUGAUUUUGUAACUCAGCAAGUGUUUGACAUUUCCAUCAUGAUCCUGAUCUGCCUCAACAUGGUCACCAUGAUGGUGGAGACAGACGACCAGUCCGAUGAGACCGAGAACAUCCUCUACUGGGUCAACUUCAUCUUCAUUGUGCUCUUCACAUCAGAGUUUGUCCUCAAGCUCACAGCCCUGCGACAUUACUAUUUCACCAAUGGCUGGAACAUCUUUGACUGUGUUGUGGUCAUUCUUUCCAUCGUAGGCAUGUUCUUGGCUGACCUGAUCGAGAAGUACUUUGUGUCUCCAACGUUGUUCAGGGUAAUCCGUCUGGCUCGAAUUGGUCGCAUCUUGCGACUGAUUAAAGGGGCCAAGGGCAUCCGAACUUUACUGUUUGCCCUGAUGAUGUCACUGCCAGCCCUGUUCAACAUUGGCCUGUUGCUGUUUCUGGUCAUGUUUAUCUUCUCCAUCUUUGGCAUGUCCAACUUUGCCUAUGUCAAGCGAGAGGUGGGAAUAGAUGACAUGUACAAUUUUGAGACCUUUGGCAACUCCAUGAUUUGCCUGUUCAUGAUCACAACCUCGGCUGGGUGGGAUGGUCUCCUGGCGCCCAUCUUGAACUAUCCGCCCGACUGUGACCCCCUCAAGGAGAAUCCGGGCACCACAGUGAAGGGCGAUUGCGGGAACCCUUCGGUGGGCAUCUUCUUCUUUGUGAUGUACAUCAUUGUGUCCUUCCUCAUCGUGGUGAACAUGUACAUCGCCAUCAUCCUGGAGAACUUCAGCGUGGCCACGGAGGAGAGUGCCGAUCCGCUCUGCGAGGACGACUUUGAGUCCUUCUACGAGAUCUGGGAGAAAUUCGACCCCACUGCCUCUCAGUUCAUCACCUUUGCCAAGCUGGGCGACUUUGCCGACACGCUCGAGCACCCGCUGCGCGUGCCCAAGCCCAACACGAUUGAGCUGAUCGCCAUGGACCUGCCGAUGGUGAGCGGCGACCGCAUCCACUGCCUGGACAUCCUCUUCGCUUUCACUAAGCGCGUGCUGGGCGACAGCGGCGACCUGGACAUGAUGCGGCAGCAGAUGGAGGAGCGCUUCAUCGCUGCCAACCCCUCCAAGAUCUCGUUCGAGCCCAUCACCACAACGCUGCGCCGCAAGCAGGAGCUCAUGUCCGCCUCCAUCAUCCAGCGCGCCUACCGCGCCCACCUCUUGCGCCGCGGAUUUGUCUGCAAGCGCAUCCUCGGGAUCAACAAGCUGGAGAACGGUGGGACCAAUCAAGAGAAAAAAGAGGGCACGCCCUCCACUGCCUCCCUGCCCUCGUAUGACAGCGUGACCAAACCGGAGAAGGAAAAGCUGGACGAGAGCGAGAGCUUUGGCAAGAAGGAGAAGGGCAAAAACCAAAAAGACGUCAGGGAAUCCAAGUGUUAAGGACUGUGCUCGAUCCGGCGCUGAGAUCUACAGCGUGUGACACAAUGAGAUGAGACUCUGUAUUCGAAAUCCAACAAAUGUACAAACAUCAACAACAACAACAACAUCAACAAAAAGAAGAAAAAAACUAUUUACAAGGAAAAUAAAAAAUCUUUAAAAAAUAAUGGUUUGUUUACAGACUUGUUGCAGAUGUUUCGAUGCAGAAGAAGCAGCUUGGUUUUAAUACCACUCUGAAGACGACCAAACACGAUGAGCUUUCUGUGUAUCAUCUGUGAUUAAUGACCAAGAUUUUAAAUAACUUUUCACUCAAUGUAAAACUCGAUCAAACAUGGCCAACUCAACUAAAGGUGAUGUGUAGGCCUAUGGCAGACCUUCGGGGAUUUGUUGGGGACCACCCGCCAUCUGGACAUUGAACUGUAUGAAAAAGAUGGCGACAUUUUGAAGAAGGCUUCUUUUCCAUGGCCAAGUGUGGAUUUCAGCAUUGCUCAACUGUGGCUGACACAAAGACUCAACAACAAUGCUGGAUUGUAGGAAACCACCAGCUCCAUUGUUGGGGUUUCUGUGACAUGUCUUUUAACUGUAGAUGAAAAAUGAUUAAUCAACAAUGCGGAGAACAAAAAAACCCCCAGAAUAUUAUGUGGGUUUUUUUUUUUUAUUUGUUUGUGCUGAAUAUACUUGCAUCUUUACAUUAUUUGAGCAGCAAAAAAGAAAAAAUGAUACAUUUAGCCCAUGUCACUAGUCUUCAUCCUCUUUGUUAUACCUGCGUUAAAAUGAUUUUCUACAUGGGCUUUCACAUUGAUCGGGUAGGGGGCUUUAUCAGGGUUUUGACUUGGGCUGAAGGGGGUCCGACUGAGUUCCGAAGUAAAUACCUAACUAAUUGUGCUCGUUCAAAUGCAUAGAAAUGACUUGCAUGAUGGCAUGUUUUGAUCAGGAAUCAUGCAUGAGAAAUCAUAGUCCACACGACACUUACCAAGGCCACAACAGUGGCUCGACCAUUAGCUUUGAAGAUUUCCAACUGGUCCAAAUUUUUUAAAAAUGAGAUCGUACAACUAAAUUCUAACUGUGUACUCUUGUACACAGUAUUUGGGAACUUCAAACAGUAUGAUUGUACCUACCCUUCACAUGCUUUCCUUUCUGACACAAUGCUUUCACCAUGCGUCAUUGCAACGUUUUUCGGUGUCAGACCAGGCUGUAAUCAUUCAAAAAUCUGAUGUUCUAUUUGUUUGUGUGUACUAACAUUGUGGCACAUUGUGACAAAACACAAAACAUUAGUACUUUUGCUGCUCUUGCCGUGUAUGUGUGGGUGGGAAAAGAGCAGGGGUGGGAAUAGUUGCUGGAGAUAUUCGCCCGUGAGUAUACACUGAUUUGGAGAAACAUUUUGAAAUCAAAUGGAACCAAAUCCCAGGCUUACAGAGACCUUGAUUUGCCUUUCGUUUCUGCACCAGCAGCAUAUCGUUACAUGAGCACUGUUUUUCUGAUGUUCUCCAUGUUGUUGAGAGGGGACGGCAUGAAUGGGAUGCCGAUGUCACAGAGGGGAAAAAACACGAGGGUGUGGCAGAGCUCCUCUCGGCCUCGCUCAGCUCAGCGUUCUUUGUCCGACUGCAGGGAACAAGCGCUCCUCAGCGGAGGGGCGGCUCUCCAUGAGGCACAGUAGACAACUGUCAAUAACCGUCACAACUGCCAGGAUGUUUAAUUUCCAUCCAUCUUCCCAGGGCCUUUUUGAUGGCUUCCCAGGGCCUUUUUGAUGGCGUUUUUAAACCUUGUGAGCCUAUAACGGUUCCAUUUUGUUGUUGUUGUUGUUUUUAUGUCUUUAAAAAAAAAAUCAGUAUGACAUGAUGAGGCUUUGGCGAAAGGCUCGCUGUUUGGAGCUGUCAUGAGAUUCUCGGGAGUCCUUGAUGGGGUCUGUUUAGUGUUCUUGUGUGCCCUUGCCUGAUCUGGAAUCAGCUGAUGUGCAGCUUUGGCAUCAGCAACUGCCAAGUGAUUGAACUCCAGAGUAGAGGAAAAGGGUAUCCCCAGUCUGUCCUGCAUCCUAGCUACAUACACCUCUUUGGACUACUGCCAGUCAGCUUAGAGCCUUUCGUGUCUUAUUUGUGUUAGCUAAGGCUCAAUAGGACGUAAGAGGACAACUUUGGGCCUUUCUGAGAACUAGGCUAGGAAUGGAAAUAGAAAUAUUCAGUGAAGGACUGUCACGCAAGGAAAGGUUCCCUUUGUUUUCAUCGAACAAAUUCUCUUUUGUACAAAAUAAGAAAAUACAAAUAAAAGAUGUGCACUUGAGUAGAUCUCGUCACAGUUUGGACUAGCCAAGUGUCAAUCUGUGCACGCUCAAGCUGUGCAAGGGAACAGCGCAAGCAACACAGCUGAACUGGAGAACAGCAUCAGAGGGCCCCGUCUCUCUACGAGGUGCCCUGGUAGGGGGGAAACUUUUGUAUCACAGAGUGUGAAAUUGCUCUUAAACUGCCAUCCUCUAUCUUGAGGUCCAUAACAAGAAAAGAAAAAAACACAACAUGAAGAAAAAAAAGGGAGAUAUUCAAAAAAAGAAAACACAAGUCCCAGUAACCAUGCGUUUGUCGGGGCACGCCCUCGGACGGGCAACGCCCACCCUCUAGGCCACUUCCUGUUCGUGGCACACUUCCUGUUUACAACCCCUCCCCCUCUUCCCUACAGGGCCUCACUGCACAGUGGGUCUGCAAACUGCCUGAGGUCUCCAAAUCAGUGUGGGUGCUGUGGACUUGAGAUAAAAACCAAAUACAUUCCCAAUGUUGAAAAAAAAAACAUGCAAUGCCAUGCGGUUUCUCCCGAUGCCCAUCUUGGAUGUAAUGUGUAAAAGAGUCCAUUCACAUUAUGACUAAAUGAAAUAUACCAUUCUGUGUAUAGUGCGGGCUAUGAUGUACAUGGCACAGUUGCAGAGAAAAGUUGAGAAUGAACUAUCUGAGAGAAACUAUAAGUAUUGUAAUAUACUCUUUUUGGGUUUUGUUUUCAUGGCAUGCUUUGUUGUGGUUUUUGUAAAUACAGAAUUUUAAAAGAUUACUACUAUUAAUCUAACAAUAAAUGACAAACAAAACUAUAGAAUGGCUUCCAGCUGAUGCCCUUGUCACAUUUGUUACUUUUUUUAUUUAAUUUAUUUUUUUUCCCAAGACAAUUCUCACUUUGUUGGGGGGGGAACUGAAUGAAAUAGUAUGAAUCCUAUAUUAUACAAACAGUACAUAUGGAAUAUAUAUGAAUAUAUAAGAGCACUGUCACAUUUUGUUUAUAUGCAACACGUCCAGUGGAUGUCAUAAAUUGGUUGGUCCUACUUCUGGAGAUGGGGACCAGCUUUCGCACGAUAUAAUUGGAGCUGCUUGGAAUUUUUAGCCCAAGAAACUUAGAGGAUGAUGCUACCAGCACACUUCUUGUGUAUUCCUAGUACCUACCGUACUUACACUCAACACAACAUAGACAUGCACACAGUGGAGAAAAUACACCCGAAUGAACUCAACCACACAGAGAUACACACACACACACACACACACACACAAAAGUGCACACAUGCUCUUUCCUGCCUAUGAAAAUCUGUUCUCUUUCACCUCAAUCUGUCACUAAGACGCAGAAGCCUACUGUUUCUAGGCCUCUUCAUACACAUCUGUGCCGUUGCUACUGAACUAGCCAUUCAUUCUACAUUUGAUUUGUAUUUUUGUUGUUUUUCUUUUUCCGUAUGUGUCUUGGAUUAGUUUUGUGUGUUCGUAGUGUUACUUCACUAAAUGGUGUGUGCCUUUUUCUGCAUUGUUUGUGUUUCUCCUUCUCCUUCAUUUUCUGAGUUGCAUUGUCUGCAAUCUUGGAGGAUGGUGCCAUUUCUAACUAGUCACCCUGUGAAAGGCGACAAGACGGAGAGUGGAGGGUCAUUAUGGAGCACAAUGUCAAUCAGGGACUUGAGAUUGUACAGCGUGGCAUACUGUACUGCCAGAGAAAUGCCAAACAAAAAAAAAACACCACACACACAGAGCCCGUUUCCUCUAGAUUUGAUGUUACAAAAAAACACAUAAUUCAGUAUGUGAUUGUGUUCUGUGCUUUGUGUAUCAUCCACUAGGCUUGUGAAAAAAAGCUUGCCUUCUGAUUUUGUGUUUCUUUCCACCUCUGAGGUCCAUUUUUGUAUCAGCAUUUGUUUAUUGGACUGUUCCAUUUUUAGCAUGAUUAAGAUGCUUUUUGUUUCCAUCUUUCUGAAGAAAAAAAAUAUCAAAAAGUGCUUUUCAAACUGUUGUUAUCGUUUGACACAGUUAUGUACAUGGUAGGAGGAAAUAUGAUGUUGUGUUGCACAACCACUUGGACUCUUAGUAAGACCUUAUAAAAGAUUGUCUUCAUUUGAGCACGAACCUUUUUAUGAACAAAUAAAGCAGCCUUCCAGUUA